AUGGCCAAUAACAUUGCAACCACCUUCACUCCACUCAUCUGGUCAUGGAAAAUGAACACAGCAAUAACCGGAACAAUGGGCAAACCCAAGGUACAUAUGACAUUGGAGAACAGUGAAGAGACCUUAAAAAUCAGCCCAACAACCCCAAUGCUAGGCACUUGCCAUGUCCCAGCAGUCCAUGUCAAGUUCAAUACGUACUAUACAUUUCCAAGUUCAUAUUCUUUCAUCUCUCUUCUCAAAUUCUUCCAUUCCCUGCUAGCGAAAAGCCCCACUAGGAUCACGCACGUCACUAUGAGAGAUUGCAACAGUGCAUAUGAACCCAAUCGCGUACUUCCCUUUCGAGGUUUUAUUGGAGUCUCCAAAGUCAUCAUUUUGGAAAACAAGGAGUGUGGAGGAAAUGGUGAGGAGGACUAA
Molecule: messenger RNA, 414 nt
Organism: Ilex paraguariensis (yerba mate)
Lineage: Eukaryota; Viridiplantae; Streptophyta; Magnoliopsida; Aquifoliales; Aquifoliaceae
Source: the annotation of a GenBank genome assembly